Symsagittifera roscoffensis is the source of this 2910-nucleotide messenger RNA. RefSeq names its product cleavage and polyadenylation specificity factor subunit 2-like. Gene Ontology annotation, molecular function: RNA binding. Gene Ontology annotation, cellular component: mRNA cleavage and polyadenylation specificity factor complex. The record is from RefSeq and is a predicted model, not a curated record. The coding region runs from base 118 to 2523 and encodes 801 amino acids. Gene Ontology annotation, biological process: mRNA 3'-end processing by stem-loop binding and cleavage. The transcript is spliced from 17 exons. Lineage: Eukaryota; Metazoa; Xenacoelomorpha; Acoela; Convolutidae.
AUAAACUUAUUAAAUAGAUCAUUUAAAUGAUUUCUAUAAAUUAUCUUAUUUGAAUGAAAAUGAUGAUUUACAUAUCUCUGAUUAUUGGAUAAUUGACAUGCCGUCCAUCUUCGAGUAAUGACGUCGAUUGUGAAACUUACAGCCUUCUCAGGGGCUAAAGAUGACACGCCUCCUUGUUAUCUGUUACAGAUAGAUGACUUCAACAUUCUGCUGGACUGCGGGUGGGACGAGAGACUCUCUAUGGGAGUUGUGGAGAGGAUAGCACCCAGAGUACACGAGAUAGACUGUGUUCUACUCUCACACCCAGACACCACUCAUCUGGGUCUGCUUCCCUACUUAGUGGGAGUACUGGGUCUGCCCCCAGACUGUCCCAUUUAUGCCACAGUGCCAGUGCAAAAGAUGGGUCAAUUAUUCCUCUAUGAUCUAUUCCAGUCCAGAAACACCUGUGAACACUUCCACACAUUCUCUCUGGACCACGUGGACACCGCAUUCGACAGAAUCACACAGGUCAAAUAUCAGGAACCGAUCGCCCUUCAUGGUAAGGGAGAGGGACUGACUGUGGUGGCUUAUCCUGCUGGACAUCUUGUGGGAGGCGCCAUAUGGAAGGUGACGAAGGAUGGGGAGGAGGAUGUAGUGUAUGCAGUGGACUACAAUCAUAAACGGGAGAGACACUUGAACGGAUGCACGAUGGAUGUCAUGUCCAGGUCCCACAUUCUGAUAACAGAUGCAUACAAUGGCACUUAUGUGGGGGAGAAGAGACCAGUGAGAGAUGAGCAGCUAACUGUUAAUAUUAUGAGCACUCUGAGAGAGAGGGGCAAUGUGCUCAUUUGUAUAGACACUGCUGGGAGAGUAUUAGAACUGGCGCAGCUGCUGGACAAUCUGUGGCGCAAUGAGGAGAGUGGACUGAACCAGUACUCUCUCGCCCUUCUCUCCCACAUGAGUCACAACACUGUCGAGUUUGCCAAAAGCCACAUGGAAUGGAUGAGCGACAGAUUAAUGACACAGUUUGAGUCGGACAGAACAAAUCCGUUCGCAUUCAAGAACCUCAAACUUUGUCACUCGCUGGAAGAUCUGAAGAGACUCACAGACCCCAAGGUCAUUCUGGCUACACAGCCGGAUCUCCAAUCUGGAUUCGCAAAGGACCUGUUUGUCCAGUGGUGCCAGGACCCGAAGAACUCUGUAAUUUUCACCCAGAGGACUGGCCAGGGCACUCUUGCUCGCCUGUUGAUUGACAGACCAGAGACCAAAGCAGUGGCAAUUGAUGUGAAAAAGAGAGUUUUGCUUGAGGGAGAAGAACUUCAACAAUAUAUGUUGCAGAAGCAACAUGAGGCAGAGGCUAAACAGGACAGAGAUGGAAAAAAGAGACCCAAGAAAGAAGUGAAGGAAGUUAUCAACACUCUAGGUGGUGACAUUGUAAUGGACACUGAAGACGAAGAUGAGGAGGACGAGGUGGUGGGAGGGCUGAAGAGGGGGGUGGGGGGAGGGGCAGCAGGGGGUGACUCAUCUAGUGAUGAGGAGAACGAAGAGAUGCUGAUGGAGAAACUGUGGAAAAAUAGACCUCGCGACUUCUUCGUGGACACCGACUGCAACAAGCCAAGCGUGUUUAAACCCACCAAACGCGCACCCGUCAUGUUCCCACACAGAGACCGAGUGUUGAAAUGGGAUGACUAUGGGGAGCCGAUAGAUCCAGACAUGUUCACAGAUCCAGACUUGGUGGCCAAAGAGAGAGGAGACAGACAGAACAGACAGCAACUGAAACAGCAGAGUCAGCAACCAACUGAGGUAGUGGACUUGACCAGUUCGGAGGAGCGACCCACCAAAUGUGUGAUAGAAAAGAGAAGUCUGAAGAUCAAGUGUAAAUUGGCCUUCAUAGACUACGAGGGCAGAAGUGACGGAGACUCAGUCAAGAAGAUCAUCGCCCACUGCAAACCCAAACAACUCAUUCUAGUCAGAAGUUCAGAUGCCAGUGCGAAGGCAGUGGUCGACUACUGCAUCAAUGACGCUAAGGUUGAGUUGAGUGCCCUCGUGCCGAAGUACAAUGAGACAGUGGACGCUACGCUGGAGAGUUUCAUCUACCAGGUGAAAUUGACUGACAACCUCAUGGCUGGACUGGAUUGGAACAAAGUCAAAGGCAUUGAACUCACUUGGGUGGACGGAAUCAUUUCAAACGAAGUUGAGAAAGAGUUUCAAGAUGGCCACAACCAAUUGGACUUAACCGGCUCAGGCUCCAGUUCCAAAAUCCCUCUCUUACAAAAAGUGCAACCUGAAUCCAGCAAACAUGACUCACUUGUUGAACUAUCUUCACACGAUACAGUUUUUGUGAAUGAAGUUCGACUGAACGAGUUUAAAAUGAUAUUAACUAAACAUGGAUUACCGGCCGAGUUUAUAAUGGGCGUUUUAGUUGUUAAUAACAGAGUGGCCGUUAAAAGACUAAAAAGCGGGCAUAUUUCGAUUGAAGGAUGUCUUUGUGAAGAUUAUUAUAAAGUGAGAGAACUUUUGUACCAACAGUUUGCUGUGCUGUAAUGAUGGAAGUGUUUUUCUGAACAAGCCAAUAUGUUGGUUAAUAGAAAACAAAAUAUGCGGGUCUUAAGACGAUUUAAAACUUUUUUCAUUUUGAAACGAGUGUAGAUUUACUUUUUAUUUUUCCUCAGCACAAGACAACGUUUUUGAACUAAUAUUCAAAACUAUACAUAUUGAGAAGCUUCAAUUGAGAUUUUUUUGUUCUGGGCUAAAAACUUGAGCUCACAUAUUGGCCUGUUGAAAUUUAUGUCUCAGACCUGAAUAAAAAUAUGAGAGACAGUUUGACGUAUUUAUUAUAUUGCAUUCUUUUCUGAAUUUGAUGUUGAUUGCUGUUGAUCUUGAUAUGUUUAUUUUGGCUGCAAAACGAAUUCAAUAAAGCUUAGUAGCGUA